Molecule: messenger RNA, 1927 nt
Organism: Homarus americanus (American lobster)
Lineage: Eukaryota; Metazoa; Arthropoda; Malacostraca; Decapoda; Nephropidae
Exons: 3
Coding region: 36-1436 (466 amino acids)
Source: RefSeq, a predicted model, not a curated record
AUAAACAUUUGGCGACACCAACGGGGAAAGGCAAUAUGGCGGACAGUGGCAUACGGUACAUGAGACCUGCACGACCCGAGGAGGAUGUGUUUGAGGAUUUCCACCAAAACGGUAUUUUUAUGUGUUGCCACCACCUCACUCUCAGCGCCGUUCAACCCCUACAGGAACAGCUCGUCAGGGAAACCUUUACGCACCUUUAUAGGAAAGUGCCUAACCUGCGGGCCUGUUAUGGUGUUCGAGAAGGAAAGCGAUGGAUGUGCGAGAUGGCCUCAGAGAACAUCGACUUUGAGGUCGUACCAGACGAUGGUGUGGAAGAGGUCUUCCACAAGUUCCAUUUAUUGAAGCGACAUCCAUUUGACUCUACCCGAGGACCGCUGUGGCGCGCUAGGCUCCUACCUGACACGGAACCAACAGCCAUGCCAGAACUGAAUGAGUCCUUCCCUCACAACUACCACCUUCUAUUUGCCAUCCACCAUGGCAUCACAGAUGGCCUUUCAUCUGUAAAAAUCUGUGGAUUUAUCAUCAGUCUGCUGAACGAUAUGAUGGCUGGGAGAUCCAUUGACGACGAGGAAGAGCUGGGGCAGUUUGACGCGGGUGAGGAGACCUUCAGAUUGGUGAAGGAGAGGAAGCACCAGAUGGAAGUUGACCCAACACUGAGAGAGAAGUUGGUUCAAGAUUUUCAGUCCACCAUGAGGAAGGUUGCUGUGAUGAACGGAGUAUUUCCUGUGCCUCUAGACUCAGAAGAUAAGAGCCUCAACCUGACUCGUAGCCUCAGCCACAGUGACACCUCCAGGUUUUCCAGUAGGUGCAGGUCUGAGGGUGUUACAGUUCUCUCGGCUUUCACUGCCCUUGUCAACAUCGCCUUGAUUGACCUCCUUAAGGAUCGAGGGGUCAUGCAAGACACCUAUGAGAUUGGAGGUGCCCACAGCAUGAAUUUGCGGCGAUACUGGAAAGAUAACAGAGACACCACCCGCGCGCUGGGCUGCCACUUGAGCUGGAUCAAACUCAUCACUGACACACCCAAGGAUGCUGGGGAUGCCUUUUGGGACUACACUCGAACUUUGCACCGGGACCUCCAGAAACACCAGUUGGAGGCCACACCUGUGCAAGAGAUAAUGCUCAUUCACAUAUUCCAUUCAGAACCUCCAAAUGUGGAGGCUAUGCUGGCAUUUCUCCCACCGCCUCACUUCUACACUAUUUCAAAUUGGGGUGACAUAACCUCCCUUCUGCCCCCACCAGGUGAUCUGGUGCAGCUGACGUGGCUCAACAUGUCAUCAUCAUUAUACAGGUUUAACACUGGUUAUAAUCACAUGAUGCAAACUUUCCGUGGACGGUUCUUGUACGGCCUCGACUACUCGACCAAGUGCGUGUCAACGGAGGAAGCUACCCUGUACGCCGACACCAUCUUCAAACAUCUUCACCAAGUUAUACAGUGAACUGAUGCUGUCUGGCAGCCUGGGUCCAGGUCCUCAAAGAGUGGUUUGUAAGAUUUUCCUUUCAGCUUGAGACAAAAGAAUGAAUCAGUCAUCUUCAGAACAUAGCUUAAAAGUGAACUAGUUUGAUGAUUUUUUAUAAAUACUGUACUCAUUCUUUUGAGUCAUUAAGCCUGACUUUAUUGAGCACUGCCUAUCACUGGUUAGCAACAAUUUAAUACUGUUUUUUGGUUCAAUUGCUCCAACUGCUAGGAUCUUUUACUCUUAUAAAGUACAUUAUAGUUCUAUUAUGUAUCAAACUCUUACGCAUCUUGUUUCUUUUUAUUUUAUUGACUCCGUACAUACAGUACUAAGACUAAACAUAUGAUGACUUCAUUGAGUUAGCUUUGGUUUGAACCAAUUUACUGUUUACCAUUCUUUGUAUACCAGCACUGUCUAUCUGCAUACUGUAUACCCUCCACUGUCUAUCUACAUACUGUAUACCCUCCACUCAC